CCUGCCCGCCUGCCCGCCUGCCCGCCUGCCCGCCUGCCUGCCGCCCAAUUCCGAUUUGUAGCAAAGAAAGAAGCUGGCGGCUCGAACAGCCAGCGUAGACUUUCCUCUUUCCGAAGUUGCGUCGGGCACAUGUCUCCCAACAUCCUAACAUCGUACCACACCCUUUGUCCCACCUUGCUAUCCAAAUCAUAUCAAAUUUAGGCCACGUCGCUCCAUUCGCGGUGCACUUCGAGCAGACCUCAGCCCGUCACGCCGGUCCUCGCUGCCGUUCGGAGAAAGUCUUGCAAGGCACGCUUCGGAUACGAACUGCCACCACUCUGCCUGAGCCAGGCGAUUUCGCUCCUGUCUAGUCUCCCAACAUCGCCAGCACAGGCUCUGACGCGUCAGUCAACUAGGCAGCCGUCGUCCUUCAGUCCUCGUAGCCUCUCCAAAGGGCAUCAUCGUCAUGACCUCGAACAUCGAAGUUGCAAUGCCUUCGCCAGAGGUCACCACCUCCGCCAUCCUGGGCGCCUCGUCAAGCGGAUGGGGCUCACCUCAUCGAACACCACGUCGUCCGGCAUUGGAUCCUCAGCUGACCGGACAAAGCGACAGCGAGGGCUCGCCAUCGAGGACAGUCGGAGCUGGCACAUUUGCUGCGCUGCGCUCGCACGGGCUCGUUUCCAACAGCAUCUUCAAGAACGCAUCACCGCAAGGCGGUCAGCACGCCUCGCCCUCUUCAGGUCCCGACAGUCCGAACAGGAGAGGCGCCGGCACCCGCUCACCAGCCGCUGCAGAUCCUCCACGAAGAGCGAGUGUGGAACGCCUUGCCAACACGAGGCACGCCCGACAGCCUUCAAACAUCGAGAAUCACUCGCCUUCAUCCCACACUUCUCUUUCACCUUCCGCACAGCCAGCCAGAAAAAGUCAAGGCUUUGCUGAGCUUUCUCGCAGCAGCUGUGUAAGCAACUCGCCGUUCCGAAAUGUCGCAAAUGGCGGUGUCACUAGCCCCACGCGACCACUGGACCUGCCCAAAAAUGCCUGGGCGAGAAGCGCAGCUGCCCGACAAGGGGCUUCCGCGUCUGCCUCUGUUCUGCGAGGAUCACAAGAUCCAGAGCCACACACUCCUACGGAAGAGCGACCUGUGCCGAACGAUGUCUUCGGCACGCCCGAAAGGACGCCUCAAGCGAAGCGGCCACCUCCUUCUUCUGAGUCUUCGCCCACACGGAGAUCAGCAGCUGAGGCUACUCCACGCGGUAAUGGCAGCAUUCCACCCGCCUACGUGCCAGGCGGACAAUUGAACACGUCUCCUUCUCGCGGAAGUCUAGUGUCCAACCGCUUGCAUGGGCCUCGCCACCUCCCAACCCCCGAGUCCAGCCCUUCAUCUCGGCGCGAGCGCGAGCAAGAGCGCCGCAAGACAGUCACGUUCGACGAAGUUCUCGACGUGCAAGAAUUUGAUCGGGAAAGCUCGUUCGACCGAGAAUCGAUGCGAAGCGAGGGGAGCGGACUCAGCAUGGCGUCCUCCGACCGUUCUGAAGGCUCUUCAGAGGAAGAGAGAUUCUGGCGAGGCGAAAAUGAUGCGGCCGAUCAUCGCGCUGCCCAAAAGACGGCCCUGCAGGUGGUCAACGCGAGCCCCAUCCCUCCACACAGCUCCGAAGAUGACCGCGGCACCAUGGAUGACGAACCCAUGCAAGACCUGUACAGUGGCACUUCUUCAGAUGACAGUCGAGAAGUCUCCUCCAUUGAUGACCCGCCGAGCCCAAGACGCGGUCAAAGCCUUGCUAUCCCAGAUCGCUCAUUCCGAAAGCGCUUUGCAGCCGCGGGCGACGAUGGGGAUGACAGCUUCGAUCGAGAUGCAAGUUUUGCUGAUCUGAGCGGUAUGCGGAGGGUUGACAGUAUGGUGGACGAGCUGCUCUCAGCGUCUAUCCUCAACAGCCCUGCUGGAGCAAAGGGGGCCUCAGAGAGCCUGCAAGACUCGCCACCGCGCAGGCGUCGCUCGAAGGUCGCAGCCAGCUCUGCUCCUGCGGGCGAAUCUCUGAUGCCGACCGCCGAUGCUGCUCUCCCAGCGACUGGUCUCUCCUUGCCGGUGCGGACCGAUGACCAAGCGCACGUUACUCAAGAUGGCGCGUUGCUGGACCCUUUCGUCACUCCACGCACGCUUGCAAGCAACAUCAUUGAGGGUAUGAGCUCAGCUCAGAGCUAUCAAGCGUCUAUUCAUCAUGUCUCUGAGAGAGAGCGCGACGACAAGACGAGGGCGGCUGAAACAGAGCCAACGCCGUCGAUCGGCUCAGCAGCUGGCCUGUCAAAGCCCUUGCCUACGCUCCCGCCCUCAGAAAAACACUCCAGCACGAAAGCCGAUCAGCUCUCCCUCGGAGAUCUGCCGACUUUGCCCGAUUGGAGUCCUUUGUUGAUGAAUCACAAGAGCUUGCCACCAGAAGAUGCGUCAGAGCAGACAGAAGAGGCUACAUCUGCUCGCGCGGAAGCACAGCGAGGUUCGGAACCUCUCCGAACCCCGUCGGGCAGAGGACGACCGCACAUAUCUCGUGAUGCCGUUCUCUCGCGAGUCGCACGCGAAAAACGUGCUGAGCAGGAAGCACAAGCCCGCAGAGACUCUGCGGGGUCACAUACAUCAUCGGGUAACCAGACGACCACUUCCAAGAGUCAAAUUAUCAGCAGUGGUCGCAGGACGGUUGAGCCGCAGCGCAUCAGCUCCGCCGAACACCCCGCCCCAGCUCCUUGGGCACCGACUGCUGCGAAUCCACCGGCCCGCAGUCCAAUCCUCGAGCUCGAAGCCGCGAGCCCGCUGGAGCGCUUAGGUGCUGAAGUCGCCGCUGAGCAGGCGCAGCAGCCUCAGAGCGCAGGAUGCAGCCCCAAGAAGCCGGCAACAGAAAGCACAUGGUUUCAGCGCGAAGACAGCGCGGCUCCGGAGCUUGAGUCGCCGAGCGGAGAUGCACCACUGGCAUGCAGGCCGGGAUCAGCGCUCGGCGUACCUGGGACAAGCGCUUCGAGCGACAAUGGGCGCUUAUCGCCUUCCACACUGGGCGCUCCUCCUCCGCCUGUCAGCCCGAUGCAGAACGCACAGGCUAUCAUCGCUCGACGCCGAUCGAAAAAUGGCGGCAAAGGUCGGGGGAGGAGAAGCUUGAGCACAGGGGAUGCCCUUGCUGAAGUCAGUGCUCCUCGUCCCAAGCCUUUUGCUCUGAAUGAGGCAGAGGACGGAGGCUCUGCAUUGAUGGGAGGCAAGUCUCGUGCCAUGAACCCUGAUGUAGAUGAUGGGGAGGACGUCGAUGACGAUGCCGCUGAGACGGAGAGCCGUGAAGAGGUAGCGCGCGAUUUGUACACAAGUCAAAGGCUCCUGGAUGCGAGCGUGCAAAAGGCCAUGGAGGUAGGAUUUGGGAAUGGCAUCGAACGCGAAAUCAGCCGCAUCUAUCGGCAAGGGGAGCACAAGUACAAAGUUAGCGAUCGGGGCGCCUUUUCGGGCGUGGCUGACGAUAAGCUAGGUCUACUCAACAGUUCGGUUGAGAAGGGCACUGGCAGAGCAUGGCGCAGGCUUCGAAGACCUUCAGAUAUGCACGAAUACGCCAAGGAAAUGCGUGAAUACCGCGCCUCGGAGAACCCUCGCAAGGCUACUGGCAAGGUCUUUGUGUUCAUCGACGGCUUUAUGCCCGCUCCUCAACUGCCUAUUCCUCCUGCGCACAAGCCCACACGCUUCCAUUGCAUUCUCGACAACGGGCUGCACGUCGUCAAGACCGGCGAUGCGAUGCUGAAGCCGCCUGUUGGUUCGGGCGCCGGACCUACUGUCAGCAAAAUUGGCCAGGAGUUCGAGCUCAUCAAGCACAAGAACCUGGAAUUCAGCCUUACACUUGUCAUUGAGCGCAGCUCGCCGCACUUGGCGGAGACGCUUGCAGCGCCGCCAACGCCCUCGACCUCUGACAAGAAGCCUCCUAGCCUGGCGAAGGGCUUUAAAGGCCUUCUAAGCAGCCCUUUCCACAGCCCACGCAGAGGCAAGAGCACAGUCGUCGCGCCGCCGGCAUCUCCAACUCGCGAGCCCAUCUUGUCGUACCUUGCCAGGGAUGGCACAUUGGGCCGCGCCAGCAUUGUCUUUGAGAGUGUGGCCGAGCAAUCUCUUGGACGUUGCCACGUGGUCGAAGUGCCUGUGUUGGCAGGUCCGCAAGGACCUCAGAGAGGUCUGCUGAGGCUCAAACUCUUCUACUUGCCUGCUAUGCCCAGCGUUCCUCGCGAAUUGCUGCCCGACAAUCUCAGCGAAUGCAUCAAGGGUAUGCAGAACGCUGCGUGGCACAACUCCCCAGCUUGGAUGGAGGGUGUGCUAACGCAACUUGGCGGCGAUUGCACGACAUGGCGACGCCGGCCGGUCAAGGCGCAGGGAGCGCAUCUCAUUGGCUACAAUGAAAUCACCAAGAAGCCCACGGUCAAGAUCGAUCUAUCAAAGGCGGUGGCGGUGGAAGGAAGUUGGGACCCUCAUUCUCGCAGCCCAGGCCCUCACACGCCAUCUACAAUCUCCAUGUCGGCUCGUGCCAAGUCUUUCGUCGCAGCAGUGGAAGACGAAGAACCGGACGAGGCCUAUCACGUCGAGCGUUCCUUUAGAAUCACCUUUGCGGAUGGGGAGCGAAUCAACUUCUUUGCGGACACCGAUGAACAAAAGGAGCAGUGGCUCGCAUGCUUCGAACGGAUGAUCUCUCAGGAAAUUCCGCCGAACCCAAUGUGGGCGCAGGUCGCUCUCGAGCUGAUCCGCGCACACCACCUUUCCAAGGCACAGAAUGCCGCGAUGGCGAAUGGAGCUCCUGAUAAAGACACUUCACGCGACAUGGUAGCUUCAGACCGGGCAGGUCGUCAGCCUUCGCAGCUUUCGAAGCAAGGCCGCAUCAUCCCACCGACCGUGCGCGAAGAGUCGCCUACUCUGCAAGGGACACCCGUGAGGCCAACGUCGCAGCUGCCCGCACCAACCAGCACCUCGUCGCGCCUUAGGCCACGACCAAUGAGCGAGGCUUAUAUCGAUGGCGUCUCUUCGCAACGCAAGAGAUGAUCACCUAUUGCGCUCCACACCGAUCAGACCCUCUCCGUUCCGAGGCGGCAUUUAAUACUUCGUCUUCCAAUCACCUGUCAAUGUUCUUAGCGCGAUAUGCGCCCUUUUCAUCUUGCGCCUCUCUUUAGUCCUCGCAUCCCCGGUCUCGUCAUGUUGUGUUUGCCGUCUCAACUCUCGACUGCGCAGAUCAGAUCUCUUACUCUCUCACAUGGCCGCAGUGUCUCUUCUUCUCCGGAUAUUCUUCUCCUUUGCUCGAUGUUGAUCACAGUUGAAUGGCAUGCUUGAAGCACG
This is a messenger RNA of Ceraceosorus guamensis, 5308 nucleotides long. RefSeq lists its product as hypothetical. The record is from RefSeq and is a predicted model, not a curated record. NCBI's taxonomy places the organism in Eukaryota, Fungi, Basidiomycota, Exobasidiomycetes, Ceraceosorales, Ceraceosoraceae. Bases 446 to 5017 code for a protein of 1523 amino acids. The transcript has 2 exons. Gene Ontology annotation, molecular function: GTP binding.